AUGGUUUAUGAUCGACGACAAAUCCGUGGAAUAACUGAUUUAUCCUCACGGAUUCAUGACGUCAGCCAUGAAGAUAUCAGCCGUGAAAAUAUCAACUAUAACGAUAUUAAGCAUUGUGAC
Molecule: messenger RNA, 120 nt
Organism: Scutellospora calospora
Lineage: Eukaryota; Fungi; Glomeromycota; Glomeromycetes; Diversisporales; Gigasporaceae
Source: the annotation of a GenBank genome assembly